Molecule: messenger RNA, 1186 nt
Organism: Lacerta agilis (Sand lizard)
Lineage: Eukaryota; Metazoa; Chordata; Lepidosauria; Squamata; Lacertidae
Gene: CACNG1
Product: calcium voltage-gated channel auxiliary subunit gamma 1
Exons: 4
Coding region: 105-788 (227 amino acids)
Biological process (GO): regulation of calcium ion transmembrane transport via high voltage-gated calcium channel; calcium ion transmembrane transport
Cellular component (GO): L-type voltage-gated calcium channel complex; membrane
Molecular function (GO): calcium channel regulator activity; voltage-gated calcium channel activity
Source: RefSeq, a predicted model, not a curated record
CCUCAGAUAUAACUCACAGUCUUCCUUGCCACUGGCAGCUGACAAUCCAGAAGUAAGCGGCAGCCACAGCAUUAACUUGGUAUCUAGGCAUAAGUUUCCCAAGCAUGGCUGAAGGCAAGACUUGGAAAGUGCGGGUGACUUUUGCUAUUAUUUUGAUAGGCGUCGCUUUAAUGUUUACAGCCGUGGUGACAGAUCACUGGGCUGUGCUGAGUCCUAAGGUGGAGGAGUACAAUGCUACCUGCGAGGCAGCUCACUUUGGACUAUGGCGGAUCUGUACAAAGCGGAUCUUCAUGAAAGAAAAUGAGACGGACAAGGAGAAGGGUUGUGGGCCAAUAAGCCUGCCAGGAGAACGCAACUGUUCCUAUUUCACACACUUUGUCUCAGGAGAGAGCUCAGAGAUUUUUGAAGUGUCAACACAAAGAGAAUACAGCAUUUCUGCAGCUGCCAUUGCCAUCUUCAGCGUUGGCUUUUCCAUCAUCGGAACUAUUUGUGUCCUCUUAUCCUUCAGGAAAAAGAUGGAUUAUCUCCUAAGGCCAGCUGCUAUGUUUUACACCUUUUCAGGCUUGUGCAUUAUCAUAUCCGUGGAAGUCAUGAGGCAGUCUGUCAAAAGGAUGAUUGACAGCGAUUAUACAGUCUGGAUAGAGUACUACUACUCGUGGUCCUUCUCUUGUGCCUGCGCCUCCUUUGUCCUGCUCUUCAUCUGCGGGAUUGCUCUGCUGCUCAUCUCCUUGCCUCGCAUGCCCCAGAAUCCCUGGGAGACUUGUAUGGAUGCCGAGCCAGAGCAUUAAGCCACUCCGGGCUCAGAUUGCAACUUAAGUAACAUCCUAUCCCCCUGCUCUGAGCAUGCAUAUGGAAAGGUCAGCUAUAUAUAUAGAUAUUAUAAGAGGCCUCCAGGAGACAGUGUAGGAUGACUGAAGAAUCUUUGGAGAACACUUGUUUGUGGAAUCGAAGGGGAGGUUAAAUACAAAGCACCGUUCAUUUAAAACAAAAAUAAAAGUGUUAAGAUUACUAGCUCCGGAAACAAGUUCAAAUAAUUGUGCUCUGCGGCACUAUCAGUUUGUAAUAUGCCCAAUGUAGAUGAGGAACGGAUAGCAUUAAUCCACUUGAAUGGAGAUGUGCAUUUAAGAGAGCGCUUUUGUCGAUUUUUUUUUUUAACCCCACCCAGCUUCCAUAAGGUAUGAGAGGG